This is a messenger RNA of Parascedosporium putredinis, 1050 nucleotides long. Lineage: Eukaryota; Fungi; Ascomycota; Sordariomycetes; Microascales; Microascaceae. The record is from the annotation of a GenBank genome assembly.
AUGGGAAUUAAUGGAAGAGCCAGGACUGAGUGCGACGGACCUGGGUUUCCGCGGCGCCCCGCCCUCGUCUAUCCUUUUGAGAACGCCGUCAAGUCAGUCGUGUGUCUCGACCUGCCAAGAUCAAUUGAGGAAGCGCAAGCCCCGCGCAACAAGACUACUCGUCGGAGGUUGAUUUCCGCCCCCGCUCUCCUUGCCCCGUUUCCAACCCCGGCACCAAAGCAUGCCGCCAAUCAGUCCGCCGUCGCCUCGCCGGCCGCGCAGCUUUCCCAACUCAUGACCUGCGCUGCCGCCGAGUCUGCACUCCGGGAUUUAGAGCUGAAAUACAAGUAUCACGGUCCUUUUUGCCUGCCUCGUGUGGUCACGCGACCUGAAUCUCCGACCUCGCAGUCGCCCACACCAUUGUCCUAUUUCGUGCCUGAAUGUUCCCACGCACUCCAUGGCUCCAUCGAAGAGAAGAGUAAAACGCUGGACUCGAGCGGGCCCUUGUUCGAUCUCAUCCUCAUGGACCCGCCUUGGCCUAACCGGUCAGCGAAACGCAAGAGGGGAGGUUAUACCGUCUGCCACGGCUCUCAAGAUAUCCGCCGCUUGCUCUCCCUUAUACCGGUCAGGACAAGGCUUGCGCCUGGCGGUGUCGUUGCUGUGUGGGUUACUAACAGUCAGGCCAUGGUAGACGUCCUCACUGAGCGCGACGGCCUCUUUGCCGAAUGGGACCUCGAGCCUGCAGGAGAAUGGAUAUGGCUCAAGGUCACGGCAAAUGGCGAGCCCAUGAGCGAUAUCCACUCCACCUGGAGAAAGCCCUGGGAAAGGCUGCUAUUUGCGAGAAGGAAAGGAGACUUCAAGGUAAACAUUUUAGACAGGAAAGUGAUCCUCGCGGUUCCCGAUGUGCACUCGAGGAAGCCUAGUUUCAAACAGUUGUUUGACGAGAUGAUGCCGAGCGGCUAUCACGCGCUAGAAGUUUUUGCACGCUACCUCACGGCCGAUUCCGGUCGUCUCCGGUCGUCUAUGAGCCGAGACCCGGCGUCUUCUGUUGUCGCGGGUCUCCACCGAUAA